Messenger RNA from Pocillopora verrucosa, 2270 nucleotides. Its product is annotated as high affinity copper uptake protein 1. Gene Ontology annotation, biological process: copper ion transmembrane transport. The record is from RefSeq and is a predicted model, not a curated record. NCBI's taxonomy places the organism in Eukaryota, Metazoa, Cnidaria, Anthozoa, Scleractinia, Pocilloporidae. Gene Ontology annotation, cellular component: plasma membrane. Gene Ontology annotation, molecular function: copper ion transmembrane transporter activity.
CGCAUCAUCGGUUGAUGUAGCAACUGAGCUGUAGGUGUUCUCUUGUCUUGGUCUUUUGAUAAAAGUUUUUUGAGAAACGAUUUAAACCUUAAUAUGAGUCAUAAUCACAUGCAUGGUAAUAAUAUGCAUUCUGGAAUGAACAUGUCUACAACGCCGCCGAUGACUCAUGGAGAUCAUGGCGGGCACGGAGGCACUGUCCACCAUAUGAUGCAGAUGUAUUUUGUUGUAAGCAAGAGUGCAACUAUAUUGUUUGAAGACUGGAAAGUAGAUACAGCAACAGAAAUGGUUUUCUCCUGCCUCGGUAUAUUUGUUCUUGCUGCACUCUAUGAAGGAUUAAAAGUUCUUCGUGAAGUGUUAAAGAGGAAAUAUAGCUAUGUGGUUAGUGUGGAUUUGGCAGAGACCAAGGUGUAUGGUACAGGACCUACUCAAACAACUGUUGUGACUGAAUCAAAGGGAAAGAUUCCAAGGUCCAGAAUCUGUAAUUGGCAUCAUAUACUUCAAACAUUCCUUCAUGUUGUCCAAGUCACCUUGAGCUAUUUCCUCAUGUUGAUCUUCAUGACAUACAAUGUCUGGCUGUGUCUGGCUGUUGCUCUGGGAGCUGGCUUUGGUUAUUUUGCAUUUGGAUGGAAGCUGAACAAAGUGGUCGAUAUCUAUGAACACUGUCACUGAUCAGUAACAUUCUCUUACCAUAAAUUUUUUUGUUUGGAGGAGAGCACCAAUAUUGAUAGUUGGUAUCUUUUUUUAAUUUCAGUUUUGUCAAGUGGGUUAGUUAGCAUACAUAUUUUUUAUUUAAUUGAACUGUAAGUUAAUUCCACUAUGCACACAGUCUGCUUUACAUUUUUAAUUCAGACUGAACAGGCACAUUAGCAUUCAAGAAGUGCUCAGAAGAAAAUUCAUACACAGUUCCUUUAGAACAUCUCCUAAACUUUUUCUACACAACCACAGGGAUUUGUUUGGAUAUGAUAAUGACUGAUAUGAAGAACAUGUCCACUGAAAAAUACUGAAAAAUAGAUAGGAAAAAAAAGAGGGUUACAGAAAAUAUCCUGAGGUAUCUCAUGUUUUUUUGCAAAAUCCAGUUGAUCAUAUCAAUGGAUUCAUUAAUUAAUAUGUCUCAGGAAGAUUGAUAGCACCAUUCACAUAAAAAGUAUAGCAAACUUUUAGAUGCGAACCAAAAUUUAAGUAGUUUGUGAUACAGGCAACAUUGUUCCCAUUCUAUUUUCUAACUGAUUAGCUUUUUAUUUUCUUUUUGUUUUCGUUUUUGGUGGGUGGGGGGGGUGUGGAAUAUUUGUAAGGACCAGUUUUAACAGUGUGGUUGUAGAAAGGUGUUGCAACUUUCCAUUUAUGAAGAUCUUGGAAUGAGUAGUUUGAAGUAACUUUUAUCAAAGCAAAUUACUUGCAAAGAAUCACUGAUCAAAGUUUAUUAGAUUUUCCAAACUGGUGAAUGUAUGGUUAAAAAUAUUUUUAUGGGUAAACAGACAAUAAGGAUAUUUUUGUUUUCAUUAUGAUAUUUCUAGGAUUAUAUAUUCUCUGCUAUAAAUUAGAUAGACAACUUUUAUGGGCAUUUGAUAUCUUUUAAGUUAAUUUUGAUUAUAGUUGUGGGUACUAAGUGCAGUGCAGUGCAGUGCAGUGCAUGUGUCUAAGUAGCUUUGAAGACCUGUGCAAUGUGCAGUAACAAAAGAGAAAGGUGAUAUGAGAAGAUGUGGAAUAAAAGAGGGAAUGGGAUCUAGAUGAAAGAUCAUGGAAAGUGCCCAUGUCCUUCUUCCUCAUUUUUCACUUUGUCACACUGAUUGCCCACCUUGUCUCCAUGUUUCUGUUCUCUAUGCAUGGUGUAGACUAAGACUUGUGCAACUCAGCAUGAUUUGAUGGAAGUUUUUUUUGUUCUGUAUUUUGCUAGCAUGAGGUGAGAUUUGUUAUUUAUAUGUUUGCAUCAGUCUGUUGGUUUUUUGUUGUUUUUGGAUGCUGUAAUAGGCUAUUAUAUACUUUUUGCUACAAACUUUUAGAUUGAUGUGGUCAUUAUGUGACUAAUCAGUUCACAGGAAAUUUAUGUCACACAAUCAUAGCAAAAAGGGUAUAUAGAGGUGAUGAUAAUUUUGCAAAAAUAUAUUUAAUUUUGCACAGUCUUUUUUUAUUGCAUCAGGUGAUGUUGUAUUCUAAGGGGAUAGGGAAUGAGGGAAAAGGUUGUUUACAAUUCUUUUUUUUUUUUUUUAACAUAGUCGUCAACUUCCUCAUAUGAAAGCCAGUGGGUUACAGUUUCAAGAGCCAGAGAUAAA